AUGAGCACUAAAUCCGUCAGUCCAAAGAAGACAGACAGACCGCUUAAGACGGAGUCUGAAGUGAGCGUUAAUGCCGACACCAACGAAGACCAAGACCAUGCACUUCUUUCAGAUCCCGAAGACUAUCUUGAAGAUAACGAGUCCCUAGAUAUGAACCUAGCCAAUGGUGACCAGAAGAUAUGGUUAGUGCGGUUGCCGCGUUAUUUAGCCGAUAAAUGGUCCAACACUGAAGAAAUGUCCGGGAAGCAAUUGGGUCGAGUCAAGAUUAGAAACGUUCCAAGCAGUAGCAGUGCUGGUGCCAGUGCCAGUGGUAGUGGUAACGGCAAGAAGUUACAAGUUAAACUUUUGCUUAAUAAUGAAAACGGAGAAUACAAUCAAAUACCUCAAGAAUACGACAUUUCUAUUCUAAAUACUCAGGUGAAGAACUCGUAUGUCUUUAGUGAAGAGAAUUUAAAGAAGUUCAAGCAAGAAUUGACGGAAGUGGCUCAAUUACCUGAACAACCUCAAUUACAACCCACAGAAAGUAAUAAGAAGGGACUUAAGAAUAAACCUCAAGCUGGAGGUAAGAAGCCGUAUAGAUUUUUCAGAGUUCAAAAGAAUCGCUUGGGUGCUGAUGGUCAGCCAGUUAAAAAAUAUGUACCAUUUGUCAAAACUAUCCCCAAAAAGACUGCUUUAAUUGGGAAAAUCUGUCAUGAUUGUCAGAUUGUCCCCAGUAAAAGUGAUUCCAAAUAUUCACAAAUGCUUUUAAGAAGACAAGAGAUCCAAACCAAGCCUCGACCAAAAGUUACGUUACUCGAUGAGACUCCUGGGGUUAUUCAAUCGCAAACUGGACCUUCCAUUAAAGGUAAUAAUACUUCUGCAUUCCUUAGAUCCACUUUAACCAAAGAUAAGAAAGGUGGAGAAGGUAGAGCUAUUAGAAUGCCCAAAAAGGAUUUAUUGGAUUUAUUAUUCAGAUUAUUUGAAGAAUAUGAAUAUUGGUCUAUGAAGGGUUUAAAGGAAAGAACCAGACAACCGGAAUCUUAUUUAAAGGAAUCAUUGGAUUCAAUUGCAAAUUUGAUCAAGAAGGGUCCUUAUACUUCCAAAUAUAAUUUGAAACCAGAAUAUAGAAGAUUAAGAGAUGCAGAAAGAGCUGCAAGACUUGGUUUAGAAGACAAUACUGGUGAAGAUGAAAAGGAAGAUGAAGAUGAAGAUGAUAUUGAAAUGGAAGAUGUCAUUUAG
Molecule: messenger RNA, 1218 nt
Organism: Lizanozyma spartinae
Lineage: Eukaryota; Fungi; Ascomycota; Pichiomycetes; Serinales; Debaryomycetaceae
Product: transcription factor IIF subunit
Exons: 1
Coding region: 1-1218 (405 amino acids)
Biological process (GO): transcription initiation at RNA polymerase II promoter; transcription by RNA polymerase II
Cellular component (GO): transcription factor TFIIF complex
Source: RefSeq, a predicted model, not a curated record